CCUUAAUCUUAAAAAAAACAGAAGCGUAAAAAGCUCAUUUUAUCCUCUCAAGCCGUCUCCGCUGAGGUUGCAGAGAGAGAGAGAAACCAUACUUUCUGGUGUUCCUUCCUUCCUCUUGGGUUUUUGGAGGGAGAUGUGAGCUUCUUCUUCUUCUUCUUCUUCUUCUUCUUCGUCCGCUCCCCAAGAAGACGAAAGAGAAAACCUUUUUUACUCUCUCUCUAUAAAUAUAUAUAGAUGAUGGCACUUUCUCUCCUAUCUCCAAAUCAUUCCCCUGCCUCUCUUUCUCCCUUCACUCUCUCCUCCUCCUUUCCCGCUCCUAAAAAUGCCUCCUUUCUCUCCUCUCUCUGCUCUUUAUAUCAUCCCAAAGGAACCCUCGGAAGCAGCAGAACCGCGACCUCGUUUUUCGGCGGCUCGGCCAACUUAAGAAUCGAUUCCAUGGCGGAAAAGAGGCAAGCAGGUCUCAUCAUGGUUUCUAGAAACGGAGGUUUGGAUGAUUUGGAUGAAGGUGAAAUCGAGAGAAUCGGUGGUCAAGACGAAGAUGAUGAUGAGGAAGAAGAAGGACAUCCUCAUUCACCUUCUUCCCCUGAUAGAUGGGAUGUUUUGGGCCUCGGCCAAGCCAUGGUAGAUUUCUCUGGGGUUGUGGAUGAUGGGUUCCUAAAGAAACUAGGCUUAGAAAAGGGAACGAGGAAGCUGAUCAAUCACGAGGAGAGGGGUAAAGUCUUACAGGCAAUGGAUGGUUGCAGCUAUAAGGCCGCUGCUGGUGGUUCUUUGUCCAACACUCUUGUCGCUCUCGCUAGACUAGGCUGUCCUUCCAUCACUGACCGCCCUUUGAAUGUCGCUAUGGCUGGCAGUAUCGCUGGUGAUCCUCUCGGUAGCUUUUACAGGACUAAACUACGUAGAGCUAAUGUAAAUUUUCUAUCUGAUCCAAUCAUGGAUGGAACAACCGGAACAGUGAUAGUUCUCACCACUCCUGAUGCUCAACGUACUAUGCUUGCCUAUCAGGGAACAUCUUCAGUCGUUAAUUAUGAUUCUUGCUUGGCUAGUUUGAUAUCCAAGACAAACGUCUUUGUUGUGGAAGGCUAUCUGUUUGAGCUUCCUGAUACUAUAAGAACCAUAACAAAGGCAUGCGAAGAAGCCCACAGAAAUGGAGCACUUGUUGCUGUCACUGCAUCAGAUGUCUCUUGCAUAGAGAGGCAUUACGAUGAUUUCUGGGACAUAGUAGGCAACUAUGCGGAUAUUAUAUUUGCAAACAGCGAUGAAGCAAGAGCGUUCUGUCACUUCUCAGCAGACGAAAGCCCAAUCUCAGCGACAAGGUACUUGAGCCACUUUGUCCCGUUUGUUUCGGUGACAGACGGAAUCAACGGGUCAUACAUUGGAGUCAAAGGAGAGGCCAUAUACAUUCCUCCAUCCCCGUGCGUGCCGGUCGACACGUGCGGUGCUGGAGAUGCGUACGCUUCGGGGAUAUUGUACGGUAUCUUGAGAGGUGUCACCGACUUGAAAGGAAUGGGAGACUUGGCUGCUACGAUUGCAGCCACUGUGGUGGGUCAGCAAGGAACCAGGCUCAGGGUUCAAGACGCGGUUAGGCUGGCUCGGUCGCAUGAGUUCCUUCUCAACAGUUCUGGUGUUCGAACUGAUGUUGGGUCUUCUUGAUCCAAAAUCAUCUCUCUCUCUCUCUCUCUAAGCUUUUGAAUGAUUCUUUGUUUCUUAUGUAGUAGCGACUUGUAAGCAUCUCUUCUUCAUUUAGUGGAUACAUUUGGAAUAUUUGUUGUAUGUAACAUUUUUUUUUUGUCUGUAACAUUUUUUGUAUAUAUGCCCUCGUCUAAAUACGCAAGUGUUUCCAACU
Raphanus sativus (radish) is the source of this 1843-nucleotide messenger RNA. RefSeq lists its product as uncharacterized. Gene Ontology annotation, molecular function: kinase activity. The transcript is spliced from 5 exons. Lineage: Eukaryota; Viridiplantae; Streptophyta; Magnoliopsida; Brassicales; Brassicaceae. The record is from RefSeq and is a predicted model, not a curated record. Bases 235 to 1650 code for a protein of 471 amino acids.